Molecule: messenger RNA, 1761 nt
Organism: Erigeron canadensis
Lineage: Eukaryota; Viridiplantae; Streptophyta; Magnoliopsida; Asterales; Asteraceae
Product: organic cation/carnitine transporter 4-like
Exons: 2
Coding region: 8-1624 (538 amino acids)
Biological process (GO): transmembrane transport
Cellular component (GO): membrane
Molecular function (GO): transmembrane transporter activity
Source: RefSeq, a predicted model, not a curated record
ACCACCCAUGUCAUCCCAUACAAAGGUGUUGGAUGACCUCCAGCAACCUCUCCUCCUUCCAGUAGAAGCCUACAUCACCACGGAACAUGAUCAACCACCGAUCGAGCUGCUCUCAGUUGAUGAAAUGUUAACAAAAUACUGCGAUGAGUUUGGAAUUUGGCAAUUCAGGCAUUUUGUUCUCACAUGUAUGGCAUGGGCACUUGAUGCCUUCCAUACCAUGGUUAUGAUAUUUUCUGACCGUGAACCUGGUUGGAUAUGUGAACCUGGUUUCACAUGUGCAUGGGAUGGGUCAGGCAAGCAGGGUGUCUGUGGGCUUCAGCCAGGUUCGUGGCAGUGGGAGGGCGGUAAAGCAAGUUCAACUGUAGCUGAGUGGGGACUCGUGUGUGAACAAAAAUACAAGGUUGGGUUGGUUCAAGCUUUAUUCUUUGUUGGCUCUAUGAUAGGUUCAGGAAUAUUUGGUCAUCUAUCCGAUUCAAAAUUUGGAAGAAAAGGGGCACUCAUGAUAGUAUGUGUUCUGAACGUUAUUUUUGCCCUGUUGACAUCAGUAUCACCCAACUACUGGACUUAUGUCCUCCUCCGUUUGUUAAACGGGUUCAGUAGCGGUGGAGUCGGCGUUUGUGCCUUCGUUCUUGCUACUGAACCCGUUGGCCCAAGUAAGCGUGGUAUUGCUGGCAUGUCCACCUUCUACUUUUUCUCGGGCGGAAUAGCGCUUCUCUCUGGCAUAGCUUACAUUUUCCAAUCAUGGCGCUCUCUAUACGUUGCUUCUUCCAUACCUUCAAUCCUCUUCCUUAUCUUCAUCCUCCCCUUCAUUUCCGAGUCUCCUCGUUGGUACCUUGUACAAGGCAAAACCGAACAAGCCAUGAAUAUCAUGCGCAAUAUCGCCAAAGCUAAUGGUAAACAACCCCUCCCUGAUAAUGUCUACAUUUUUCUAGAUGAAGAAGCUAAGAGUACAACUAAUCAUAAAGAAAUGAAAAACGAAACAAAAGAAAACGUUACAUGGUCAGUCCUCGACGUAAUUAAGUCCCCAUUAAUGAGAAAGCGUUUGUUUCUUCUUAUGAUAAUCAACUUUACAUGUUCUGUUGUGUACUAUGGGCUAAACUUAAACGUCGUAAACCUUAAAACCAAUCUCAACCUCAACGUGCUACUCAAUUCCGCGGCAGAAAUGCCAGCGUAUCUUUUGACAGCGAUCUUGAUAGAUAGGCUUGGGAGGAAGCCACUAGGCGUCGGAACCCAGUGGUUCAGCGGGAUGUUCUGCAUUAUAGGCAGCGUAAUGGGAAUCCAAGGGAGUUGGAAAGUAGUGAGGAUGGCUUGUGGAGUAUUAGGAAUUUUUGGGAUGGCUGGGACUUAUAACUUGUUAUAUAUAUAUGCAAUGGAGUUAUUUCCAACAGUAGUCAGAAACACAGCCCUUGGUUGCUCGAGGCAAGUCGGACAGUUAGGUAACAUACUCGUACCAUUUGUGGUGGUUAUGGAUGGCGGCAUUCCCUUUAUGGUGUUUGGGGCUUGCGGAAUACUUGGAGGAAUUCUUAUGUUUUCAUUACCAGAAACAUUAAACAAACCAUUGUACGACACCAUAAGUGGAUCAAUCUAUGACGAAGAAAACAAGUUGUCAUCUAUCGAUGCUUGAAUAAACUUAAAACGUACGUGCAAAAUGUAAAAAAAUACCACAAAGAUUUUAGUAAUUAAUUCCUAUAUGUACCUGUUUCUUGAGAUUUUCUGUAUAAAAAAUUUCAUCAUACUGCAAUUGUAAAAGUUAUGUACCUA